Molecule: messenger RNA, 2606 nt
Organism: Acipenser ruthenus (sterlet)
Lineage: Eukaryota; Metazoa; Chordata; Actinopteri; Acipenseriformes; Acipenseridae
Product: retinol dehydrogenase 7-like
Exons: 6
Coding region: 443-1402 (319 amino acids)
Molecular function (GO): oxidoreductase activity
Source: RefSeq, a predicted model, not a curated record
UCAGCAAGCAGAAUACCAUGAUCAUAAUCAUGAUCAGCAAGCAGAAUACCAUUGCGAAAGUGCAUCUUAAUUUUGGCACUGAGAUCACCCUCCAUACUGUGUGGUAGCCUUCGUAAUAUACUCUUGAUAACCUCGCCUGUUCCAGCCUUUCACAGAAUCCUACACCCACACAGCCGACUACGGUCGAUGCCGUCUGAUCUGGGAAGCUGAGCAGGGUAUUUUUAAGCGUUUUGUUUUCAGUUUUUGGUAACAGCAUAAUAAACCAUCCACGCUUCGGCUUGGGCAAUGUCUGCAUUUGAACAAACACCCAAGGCACCGCUCUUCUUGCAAAAUUCCAAAUCCUGAGUUUCUGAUCUGCAGUGGUUCAAAGUUGCCUUAUCAAAGGUGAAUGGACUGUUAUUAACAUCGAUUCUACUGUAGCUGUGGUUUUACGCAAGUAGGAAUGUUUCUAUAUCUUAUUGGCUUGGUUGCACUUUUCGCCCUGUAUCGCUGGUACAGGGAGACAAAAAGAGUUCCAAGCAUAUCUGACAAAUACGUGUUCAUCACUGGUUGCGAUUCCGGCUUUGGAAACCUAUUGGCCAAACGCUUAGAUGAACUAGGCUACCACGUGAUUGCUGCCUGCUUUACAGAGAAGGGUGAAGAUGAUCUGAAAAAAACCUCAUCUAAAAAGCUCACGACAAUUCAUGUUGAUGUGGCAAAGUCUGAAAGCAUUCAGAAAGCUGCUGCGUUUAUAAAGUCCAAAGUUGGAGAAGCAGGUCUGUGGGGUCUUGUCAACAAUGCUGGCGUAUCUGUGCCUGCUGGUCCAUGUGACUGGCUCACAAUACAGGACUACAAACAGAUGCUGGAUGUGAAUUUGAUGGGAGUUAUAGAGGUGACGCUGAGUGUUAUCCCGCUGAUUAAGAAAUCCCAAGGAAGAAUAGUAAAUGUUGCUAGUGUCUUUGGAAGAAUAAGCCCAGUUGGUGGAGCUUACUGUAUUUCUAAAUAUGCUGUUGAGGCCUUUAAUGACAGUCUGAGGAGAAACCUGAGGGAUUUUGGAAUUAAGGUUCUGUGCAUUGAACCUGGAUUUUUCAAAACAACACUUACUAAUACUGAGGUUAUAGAAAAAAACGUUCACAAUCUCUGGGAUAAGUUGCCACAGGAGGUCAGAGAUGAUUACGGAAGUGAUUAUGUGGAAAAAGCGGUAAAAUUAAUGAAGACAACAAUGGCCAAACUGCCUGACCCAGACCUGAUGAAGGUGGUGAGCUGUAUGGAGCACGCUCUCUCAGCUGUCUACCCACGAACACGAUACUCUCCUGGAUGGGAUGCCAAACUCUUCUGGCUCCCUCUUUCUUACAUGCCGACGCUAAUCGCUGAUUACGUGCUUGCCAGGGAUAGUGUUAAACCUGCAAAAGCUGUUGUCUAAUAUCCAAGUCAUGAAUUGUAACCAGAUAUAUACUGUGUUACAACUAAAUGUUUUCUUAUGCAGUUCUGGGAAUGUGGGGAUUUUAGGGACGAGUAACACAAAUGCAGGGAUUGAGGAUGAGCGUACACUGUCAUCCAAACCUGUCACUGUUUCAUACUAUAAUACUGGGAAGAUACAAAUGCUAGGUGACGGUAUAUAACUAUUCUUUAAAUGAUUUUAUAUGCCAUAAAUACUCAAGUGUGAAAUAUAUUUUUAAAGGUGGGAAUACCAUUUGUAACUAGUUUGUACUAUAUAAAAUUACUACUCAAAGAGUAAGUAAUGGGGUUCCGAAAAAUAUAGCGUUACAUGUCCCCACACGUUGCUAAAACUGUUUAAAUAACGUACCUAUAUUUUUUUCUUUUCAUUGUUUGACAUCCUGACAACUUUUUACACUUAGAACUUUAGUCUGUUUCAAAGCUGUUUUUUCAAAAUGUCUGCUCUAGUGCACUGAUAGUGUAAGCAUUAUCGCCCACAUUGUCAAACAGGUAACACAGCAAUAACGAUCUAUGAUGUGGUAUGGAACAGAAAAGCCAGAGCACUACUUUUUUUUUUUUUUUUUUAAAUGCUCUUCCUGCAGUGAUUCAGAGAACAGAUCCUAAACCCCAGUAUGCUAAAAUAGCCAUUUUGAAAAGAUCUUUGAAAUAAACUUAAGUUAUAAGUGUAAAAAGUUGUCAGGAUAUUAAAAUGAAAAUAAAAAUGACAGGUAUGUUAUUUAAACAGUUGUAGUAACAUGGGGACAUGUAACCCCAUUACUUACUCUUUGAUAUCAAUUGUUUUAUAAUCAUUUUCGCUUUAAGAAUAUGGAAAAUACUGUAUAUUAAAUGCACUACAGCAAAACAUUAUGCUGUAUAGAAUACACAGUGGGACAAAUAAAUGUGAAAUUAUAUUAGUGAAGUCUGAUUUCAUGUAUCAUGCUUUGGAUCUAUUUCUUUAAUUCCUUAAUUCCUUGCAACUUAGAUGUUUGAAUAUAUAUUUAGUACUUACAUGAGUCCAUUUAAUGCUAACAUACAUUAACCAUUGCCUUUGGGAAGCAUAACUGGGUCAGGAAAAUGAAUGCCCUCAUGAAACUCAUUCACCAUGUGCCUUAAAGCCUAUGUGAAAGCAUUUGGUACAGGUUUCAAAUGUGUGUAAUUACAACUCCAAAAUAAAACAUUUUCCAAUAUGA